Messenger RNA from Drosophila serrata, 558 nucleotides. Its product is annotated as C-type lectin 33A. Lineage: Eukaryota; Metazoa; Arthropoda; Insecta; Diptera; Drosophilidae. The record is from RefSeq and is a predicted model, not a curated record.
AUGGCUUUAACCGCCAAGAGGUUGGUAUUCCUCAUCGCUCUGCUCACAUUUUCCCUGGCUGUAGGUCAAGUAAAAACCAGUUGUCCUAAGGGUUUUAGUUUCAUAGGGGAAAAGUGCUAUUAUGUGUCUUAUGAAAAGGCCAAUUGGUUCAAUGCCGAUCGCAAGUGCCACAACUUGAACUCUUCGCUGGUGAUUUUCGACGACGACAAGGACAGGCAGCUGCUGACAGCCACCCUUAAGGUCCUGGGCCUCCCCUUUUCCAACGGCUGGCAGGACUCCAUUUGGACGGGACUCACAUCUCUGGGCACUGAUAGUAAUUUCGUUCGCAAUCCCAAUGGCAAAGCCGUUACGUAUACGCCCUGGUGUCCCAAUCAACCGAACAGGAUCAAUCGAAAGGAUUGCGUGGCCUAUGCUAAUUACAAUGGCUUCGGUUACCACAAUAUCGAGUGCGAACUGUACGAGUUUCCUUUUGUCUGUGAAGCUGACACACUGGUCACCGAAAAGUAUUUGUGUUUGAGGAAGAAACAAUUCAUAGAGGUUGACAAAAAUAUGCCCUGA